This is a messenger RNA of Scheffersomyces amazonensis, 3146 nucleotides long. RefSeq lists its product as uncharacterized. The record is from RefSeq and is a predicted model, not a curated record. Lineage: Eukaryota; Fungi; Ascomycota; Pichiomycetes; Serinales; Debaryomycetaceae. The transcript has a single exon. Gene Ontology annotation, molecular function: nuclear import signal receptor activity; small GTPase binding. Gene Ontology annotation, cellular component: nucleus; cytoplasm. Gene Ontology annotation, biological process: protein import into nucleus. Bases 332 to 3100 code for a protein of 922 amino acids.
CAAUUAUUGUUACAGCAGAGUGGAAUCACUCAUAGUAAAUAGUGUCCAUAGUUAAAAUGCCCAUAGUUAAGAAACCCGAUGGAGCACAAACAAAAAAAAAAUUAGACCAUCGAAUUAUAUUUCACCCACGUCCAAAGCUUAAGCACCAAGUCCACCAUUGGCCAAACUUGAAAGAGUCCAAACGGUCAUAAAUUAAGACAAGUUACUGGGGGGUAUAAUAGUUUUGUUAUUUGUGGAGUCAAGAACUAGUAGGGUGAAUAAAUUUUCAACCAGUUAGUGAUUGAUCUCAUAGUUAAUUGAAGAAAUAAUAAUUAACAAGACGAAUUAAACUAUGUCUUGGACACCUGACGCACAAGCGUUGGAACAAUUACGACAAAUCUUUAGAGCGACAUUAUCAUCUAAUAAUCAAGAACGGAAUUUAGCCAAUGAUGCUUUACGUCAAGCCAAAGAACAACCAGAAAUUGAGAAUUAUUUAUUAACUUUACUUGUGGUUGAUGAAUCAACAAAAUCUGAUGUUAGAGCUGCUGCUGGAGUAAAUCUUAAAAAUAGUAUACUACGUCAACAUCGUGGAACUCCUUUACCAGAUCGACAAUUUAUUAAAGAAAAUGUAAUUAAAGGUUUACUUUCUUCUGAUAAAAUGGUAAGAAAUAUUACUGGGAAUGUUAUAACUUCAUUAUUUUCAAUAUAUGGAUUACCAGGUUGGCCUCAAGCUUUACCACAAUUAAUUGAAUUAGCUAAGGGAGAAUCUUCUCAAAAUUUUAUAACUGAAGUAGCAGCUAUGAGUGCAUUAAGUAAAAUUUGUGAAGAUAGUUAUUUAUCACUUGAUGUAGAAUAUAAUGGUGAAAGACCUCUUAAUUAUAUGAUUCAAAAUUUCUUGGAAUUAACAAGACAUCCACAUAAUGGACAAAUUAGAGCUUCUGCUAUUCAUUGUAUAACUCAAUUUAUUCCAUUAAAAUCUCAAUCUUUCUUAGUUCAUUUAGAUGUUUUCUUAAUUAAUUUAUUUGAAUUAGCUAAUGAUUCAAAUAGUGAAGUAAGAAAAAAUAUCUGUACUGCAUUUGCUCAAAUCUUGGAAUAUAGACCUGAUAAAUUAAUGCCUCAUUUAGAUGGAAUUAUUAAUUAUUGUUUACAUUUAAUUCAAGAUAAAGAUGAAGAAGUAGCUUUAGAAGCUUGUGAAUUUAUAUUAGUAUUAUCAACAUCUCCAGAUAUUGAAAAUGAUAAAAAAGGUUUUGCUCCAAGAUUAAAAUUAAUUAUCCCUAUUGUAUUAGAAAAAAUGGCUUAUUCAGAAGAAGAAAUCUUUUUUAUUAGACUUCAAGAUGAAAAGGAUAAUGCUGAAAUUGAAGAUAGAGAUGAAGAUAUAAAACCUCAAAAUGCUAAAUCAAAAGAUAUUCAAUCAUCAAAUGGAUCUAAGAAGAAACAAAUUGAAUAUGAUUCUGACGAUGAAGAUGAAGAUGAUGAUGAUGAACUUAGUCAAUGGAGUUUAAGAAAAUGUUCAGCUUCAACUCUUGAAGUUUUAUCAAGUAAUUUCCCGGCAGAAGUAUUAGAAAUUGCCUUACCAGUAUUACAAGAAAAAAUUGUAUCAAAUGAAUGGCAAAUUAGAGAAGCAGCAAUUCUUGCCUUUGGAGCUAUAAGUCAAAGUUGUAUAGAAUUAUCUAGAGAUAAAUUACCAACUUUAGUUCCAUUCUUAGUAGAUAGACUUCAAGAUGAUGAACCAAGAGUUAGACAAAUUACAUGUUGGACAUUAUCUACUUUUGCAUCUUGGAUUGCUGAAGAAGCUCAUGCUGGAGGUGAAUAUGCUAAUUAUUAUCAACCAACUUUCCAAUCAAUAGUUACAUGUUCAUUAGAUAGAAAGAAAGUUGUUCAAGAAGCUGCUUGUUCUGCUUUAUCAUCAUUUAUUGAAGAAUCAGAUAUUUCUCUUAUUCAAUUUUAUAUUGGACCAUUAUUGGAACAUUUCGCUAAAUGUUUUGGAACUUAUCAACGUAAAAAUUUAAUAAUUUUAUAUGAUUGUGUUCAAACAUUAGUUGAAAAAGCUGGUUAUGAAAAUUUAUCAUCUGAUCCUGAAUUAAUUAAUAAAUUAUUACCACCUUUAUUAGCAAAGUGGCAUAGUUUACAAGAUAAUGAUAAUGAUUUAUGGCCACUUUUAGAAUGUAUGGCUUCAGUGGCAGCCACAUUAAAAGAAUUAUUUGCUCCUUAUGCUGUACCAGUAUAUGAAAGAGCAAUUAAUAUUCUUUCAAAUUGUAUUCAAAUAGAAAUCCAAACUCAAACUGAUCCAACCAUUGAAGUGCCUGAAAAGGAUUUUGUUGUAACAUCAUUAGAUUUAAUUGAUGGUUUAAUUCAAGGAUUUGGUAGUCAUUCAGUUGACUUAAUUCAACAAAGUAGAAGUAAUUUAAUGGAAUUAGUAUUACUUUGUUUUGAAGAUCAAUACCCUGAUGUUAGACAAUCUGCCUAUGCAUUAUUAGGUGAUAUAGGGAUUUUUGCUAUUGAUAUUGCUAGACCUCAUUUAUCAUCAAUAUUUAUAAGUAUUGGAAAUGAAAUUAAUAAUAGAUCAUAUGCUACUAUAGCAGUUUAUCAUAAUGCUAUUUGGGCAUUAGGUGAACUUGUAUUAAGAUUAGAGUAUAUUGAAAUGAAGAAUUAUUUAAGUAAUUUAGUUGAUUUAAUAAUACCAAUUUUAAAUGCUCCUGAUACUCAACAAGCAGUAUUAGAAACAGCAGCUGUUUGUCUUGGAAGAAUGGGAAUUAAUGGAGGAGCAGAAAUUAUUGCUCCUAAAUUAAUUGAUUUCAUUGUUCAAUGGUGUUCUCAUAUGAUAUACUUUUCUGAAAAUGAAGAGAAAUCAACUAGUUUCCAAGGAAUGUUAACCAUUAUUAAUGCUAAUCCUGAUCAAGGAUUUGGAGGUUUAACCAAUAAGAAAGGGCAAAAGAAUUUAGCAUUAUUUAUAACUUGUAUAGGAAAUUAUAUGGAACCUCCAGAAGAUUUACAAAAUACUUUCCAUCAAUUUUUAACAAGUUAUAGAUCAUUAGUUGGAGAACAAAUAUGGCAAACAGAAAUAAUGGUAUCAAUUGAUGAAGAAACUAGACAAACGUUAUCUCAUGUAUACGGAGUAUAGAUCGAUCCCAUUAAUUAUUUAUUAUACAUAUUCAUAUUCAUAUUCG